Colletotrichum paranaense is the source of this 1446-nucleotide messenger RNA. Its product is annotated as endo-beta-1,6-galactanase. Gene Ontology annotation, molecular function: hydrolase activity, hydrolyzing O-glycosyl compounds. The transcript has a single exon. NCBI's taxonomy places the organism in Eukaryota, Fungi, Ascomycota, Sordariomycetes, Glomerellales, Glomerellaceae. The record is from RefSeq and is a predicted model, not a curated record. The coding region runs from base 1 to 1446 and encodes 481 amino acids.
AUGCACUUCAAGACUCUCGCUGCCUUGGCCGUGAGCCUGGCCUCCGUCUCCCCCGCUGCUGCAGACACGACGACCACCAUCGACGCCAAGUCGAACCGUGGCACCUGGGAGGGAUGGGGAACUUCUCUCGCCUGGUGGGCAAAGCGCUUCGGCACCCGCGAUGACCUCGCCGACAUCUUCUUCACCACCAAGACCACUACCUUCGGCGGCGCAAGCCUCCCCGGUCUGGGCUUCAAUAUCGUUCGUCACAAUGCCGGUGCUUGCAGCACGAACAGCAUCAACGGCGAGAGCAUGGUGGUCUCGACCAAGAUGAUGGCGUCCCGGCAGAUUGACGGACACUGGGUCGACUACACCAACACCGACCCGGCCUCAUCUGCCUGGAAGUGGGACGUCGACGUGAACCAGCGCACCAUGAUGCAAAAGGCCAAGAGUCGCGGCGCAAACCGCUUCGAGCUCUUCUCCAACUCACCCAUGUGGUGGGCAACCAAGAACCACAACCCGUCCGGUUCCGCCGACGGCAGCGAGAACAUCCAGUCGUGGAACCUCCAGCAGCACGCUGUCUAUAUGGCGAAUAUUGCCAAGUACGCAAAGGACAACUGGGGCAUCACCUUCGAGACCGUCGAGCCCUUCAACGAGCCCACCGCGAACUGGUGGAAGGCCGACGGCACACAGGAAGGCUGCCACAUUGACGUCGCCACGCAGGCAACAAUCAUCAACUACCUCCGCACCGAGCUCAACAACCGCGGCCUCACCAGCAUGUCCAUCGCCGCCUCGGACGAGUCCUACUACGACCAGGCCGUCACCACGCUUCAGAACCUCGGCGACACCGCCCUCAAGAACGUCGCGCGGAUCAACGUCCACGGGUACCAGUACGCCAGCGGCGCCCGCGACAAGGUCUACUCCCUCGCCUCGGCGCGCGGCCUCCGUCUCUGGAACAGCGAGUACGGCGAGAGCGACGCGACGGGCGAGAGGCUCGUGAGCAACAUGCUUCUCGACUUCCGAUGGCUGCGGCCCACGGGUUGGGUGUACUGGCAGGUUCUUGACGGCGGCGGCUGGGGUGUUAUUGAUGCGGACAAUGAGGCUGGUACGCUUGGCUCGGCGAACCAGAAGUACUUUGUCUUUGCGCAGUUUGCGCGCCAUAUCCGCGAGGGCAUGCGUAUUCUGGAUGGCGGUUCGGAUAAUGUCGUCGCGGCGUACGAUGCGGCCAACUCGAAGCUUAUCAUCGUUGCUGUCAACUGGGGCGCGGCGCAGUACCUCAACUUUGACCUGAGCGGAUUCUCGCAAGCGUCGACGAACGGUGCUACUGUCACGCGGUGGAGAACGCAGAUUGGAAGCGGUGAUCGCUAUGUGCAGGCGACUGAUACUACGAUCAGCGGGACCAAGUUCUGGAGUUACUUUGAGACCAAGAUGGUGCAGACGUUUGAGAUUCCCAACGUCAAAUUGUGA